Molecule: messenger RNA, 3170 nt
Organism: Gambusia affinis (western mosquitofish)
Lineage: Eukaryota; Metazoa; Chordata; Actinopteri; Cyprinodontiformes; Poeciliidae
Product: dachshund homolog 2-like
Exons: 12
Coding region: 539-2467 (642 amino acids)
Source: RefSeq, a predicted model, not a curated record
CGUUAUUUAGGGAACGUGCGUCCAUCCCGCCACCAGAGCUCGCGCGUGAGCAACAACUGACCAAAACACGCCGCUCGCAUGCGCGUGCGCGCUCUCUCGUCAACCACGUGCUGUUUGUUCGAUGUCCGGACGAAAAUGAUGCGGAAGAAAAACACAAACUUCCCGUUUUGGAGAGAGUGAAGCGGCUCGUGAGAAAGUUUAUGAAAGAGAGCGAUGCGACCGAUAAUAGACGCACGCGCACAUACGCACGGUCCUUCCUCUCCAGGUCUGCUCUGAUUGGUCCAUCGGUGUGUCUGUUAUCCGCGCGGGAGGCGGAGGCUGACCUAGAGUCUGAUCCAGGCUGCUUUACGCACAGACCGGACAGUCCACGCACGGAUUUCCACGGCGAGACUUUGUCCCGGAUUGGAACAGUUGAGAAGAAGAGAAGGAACGGAAUAAAAGAGGAAGAGGAAAAGUGAGUGGAAAAGUAAAAGGAAAGCAGAGGAACAAGUGGUUUCCAGCUGGAAACUGUCCCACACAUCCCACUUCCAGCUCCUCCAUGUCGCUCACCGGCUCUCCUACGCUGCUCUCCCCGAGCUCGGGGACGCAAACUCCCGUCGGGCUCUACCGCUCCGCCCCGGAGGCGCUCCACACCUCCUCCGCCGUGUCCACCAGCACCUCCAGCCCGGCGCACAUCAACUCCAACUCCCACUCCCACUCGCUGUCCCCGUCCCCGCGGCUCACCAGCAGCAUGCUGAGCGCCUUCCUGCCCGGACCGGGCGGCGCCCUGGGCUCCCUCGGCGGGCUCGGCUCCCUGAGCGGCCUGACCCCCGGCUCCCCGGGCUUGGUGCAGACCUCCUCCGGCGCGGGUCUGUGCAGCGAGUGCAAGCUGGUGGAGGUGCACGGCGUGAAGGUGGCCAGCUUCAACGUGGACGGGCAGGAGCUGAUCUGCCUGCCGCAGGUGUUCGACCUCUUCCUGAAGCACCUGGUGGGCGGGCUGCACACCGUCUACACCAAGCUGAAGAGGCUGGACAUCACGCCCGUGGUGUGCACCGUGGAGCAGGUGCGCGUCCUGCGGGGGCUCGGCGCCAUUCAGCCCGGCGUGAACCGCUGCAAGCUCAUCUCCAGGAAGGACUUCGAGACGCUGUACCAGGACUGCACCAGCGCCAGCUCCCGCCCCGGCCGUCCUCCCAAGCGUUGCUCCAAUGCUGGGAUGCAGGAAAGCCCCCGGCUGCUGCACCCAGGGCUCCCCGGCCUGUUGUCCCCCAACCUGUUGUCCCACACCGGACUGACCGCGGCCGCCAUGGCUGAGCUCCAGAAGCUGCAGAAGAUGAAGAUGAUGAUGAGUCUCCAGAACGGCAACGAGUCCGACAACGACGACCUGCACUCCAACACAGGAGGGAGUGAGUGUUCCUGGGAUAAAGAGCGCCUGACCAGCCCCCCUGCUGGAGCCCACAGCGGAGGAGGAGGCGGCGGCGGCGCCCCGGCGGUGGGAGGAGGAGCAGCAGCAGGAGGAGGAGGAGGAGGAGGUGCAGCGGGAGGUCCUGGGAGGGGGUCCGCCUUGGGAGCUGUCAGUCAGCAGCAGCUCCAGCAGCAGCAGCUACUGGCUAACAGGUUGGACCUGCCGUUCAUGAUGAUGCCCCACCCUCUGCUGCCCAUGGGGCUGCCGCCUGCAUCCGUGGCCAUGGCCAUGUCCCAGAUGAACCACCUUAGCACCAUCGCAAACAUGGCCGCCGCCGCACAGCAGAUACACACACACGUUCACCGCGCACCUGUCAUCAAGGAAAGAGUGUGUGACAGCCCCUCUCUGUCUCCAUCUGUUGAUGAAACCAAUACUCCUCUGCAGUCACAGCCCAGCAGCUCAGCCUCCAGCUCGCCUGAAAGACUGGGAUUGGUGUCGGGUGAUGCUGAUGUUGCACUGACCAACUCUGCUGCACCCAUCAAGAAAAUAACAAAGGACAAAGAAGAGUCUCCGUUGGGUCAGACCCUGCCUCCUGGAUUUCCUGCUCCGUUUCUGUUCGCCGACGGUCUGUCGUCGGUGGAGACUCUGCUCACCAACAUACAGGGCCUGCUGAAGGUGGCUGUGGAGAACGCCCGAGCGCAGGACAAACAAAUCCAGGCCGAGAAGAGGGAGCUGAAAAUGGAGCUCUACAGAGAACGAGAGAUGCGCGAGAGUCUGGAACGACAGCUCAACUCCGAGCUACAGAGCAGAGCUUCCAUCCAGAAACGACUGAAGAAGGAGAAGAAGGCGAAGAGAAAGCUACAGGAGGCGCUGGAGUUCGAGUCCAAGAGGAGGGAGAGAGUUGAGGAUGCUCUCAAACACUCGUCCUCUUCCUCCCCGUCUCCUGAGCCGCUGCACGCCGCCAACAACAACUCCAAGAACGACUCUGCUGUAGCCGAGGACAAACCUGAACUUAAUGGAAACCAGCAAGACAACGGCGCUGUACAAGAGUCCCGGGCGUUCCUGAAGACCCCCAUGAUGUUCUAGAUUGAAGAACAAUCCUUCCUUCUCUUCCUGUACAAACUCCACCAGCCCGUUUCCACGACAACCUUGACAUCCACUGGAUUACAUCACGGCGAACGCAAACCCCAAACGUUUUCUGUUCUUUUCCACACGGAUACAAAACAAUGAGACUACUAAGAGACACACUGGACUUGUUUUGGGGUUCUCUUUGCUUCCUCUUUUUAGACAAACCUUCCUGCACUCAUUCCUGUUUUUCUGAAUUCAUUCCAAAACCUUUUUCCUCCCAGAACCUGACGGAUACGUCGUCAUUCCUGAGAAAACGGAACAGGACCGAACACAACUCACGUUUGGAAAAGAAAAUAAGAGACGCAUCUGUGAUUGGUCAGACUGGAGGGAAACGGUCCAAUCAUGCGAUUUAAUCUGCAGGAGACUCUUCCUGAUUGGUCCUGACUUAUGGUUUUAUGGGAAAACAAUAUAUAAAGACUCAACCUCAGUGGCUGAUUGUUGGAUCGGCCAGUCAGAGGAGCGAAAUGAAAAGGAUUUAAGUAUAAAACGUUACGAGACAAAAACACUGAAGAAGAACUGGAGGAAAACAACAACUAAAAGAACGCAUGGGAAAGGAAAACGUCUGAUGGCUAAUUUUACACUUGGAACUCUUCAUCCUCUAAUAAAACUAUUUCUGCCCCUUUUUCUUUUCUCUUCACAUUAAACUACAGUACUGCUUCUC